Molecule: messenger RNA, 780 nt
Organism: Fonsecaea erecta
Lineage: Eukaryota; Fungi; Ascomycota; Eurotiomycetes; Chaetothyriales; Herpotrichiellaceae
Exons: 1
Coding region: 1-780 (259 amino acids)
Biological process (GO): protein targeting to ER
Cellular component (GO): membrane; signal peptidase complex
Source: RefSeq, a predicted model, not a curated record
AUGCAUAGUGCUCUGAAUCGACUCCAGUCGACCUUCGGCUACUUCACCAGCUGCGCCUUUACCAUCGCUUGCAUAAUCGCCGUCCUCUCCAUAAUACCUCUUCCUACUCCGACGGGCUCCCCAAGCGCCUCAAUAUCGGUCCGAAAUGUCCAAGUCGUGAAAGGCCGACCACACUAUUACUCCCCGAAACGCGAAGAAUACGCUCAAAUUAGAUUCGAUCUUGAGGCCGAUCUAUCCAGCCUGUUCACAUGGAACACGAAGCAGCUGUUUGUCUAUGUCACGGCAAACUACCCUGGUGGAAAGACGGGCAAGGAGGGGACGUCUGAAGCUGUUAUCUGGGACACAAUCAUCCCUGCAACAUCCACCCCGUGGUCCUGGCAGAAUCUAAAGCAGACCUACUUUCCCGAGAAGAAGUCAACAUCUAAGAGCAAGAAAACCUCGAACACAAAACCCAAGACCAAAGAUCUUGUCAAGCCAGGUGUGAUUUCUCUGAAAAACCAGAAACCAAAAUACCAAAUCACCGACCCCAGCGGUGUCAUCAGUGAGCGGGGCAAUGCGACCUUGCAAGUCAGUUGGAAUGUGCAACCGUGGGUUGGCGCACUGGUCUGGGACAAAGGAUAUCUGGGCGACCGAAUCGGAAAAUGGGCUCCUGGGAACGGGGGCAAAAGUGAGGUCUUCGAAUUCCCUCCUCUAAAGGGGACGAAAACAGAUGUGGUCAAAGACACGGAAGGACCAAAGACUCCGAAGGCCGGUUCAGCCUCUCCAGCUGUUGAGAUAUAA